AUGCCAAUAUCCAAUAUGUGCUGCAGUGUUGUCCAUGCCAUUGGGUUUAGUCAAGGUGUGCCUAGGUUUAGUCCUGUACCUAGGGUUAGUCAAGGUAUACCUGGAUUUAGUCCUGUACCUAGGUUUAGUCAAGGUGUACCUAGGUUUAGUCCUGUACCAAGGUUUUGUCAAGGUGUACCUAGGUUUAGUCCUGUACCUAGGAUUCGUCAGGGUGUACCUAGGUUUAGUCAUGUACCUAUGUUUUGUCAUGGUAUACCUCGAAUUAGUCCUGUACCUAGGUUUUGUCAAGGUGUACCUAGGUUUAGUCCUGUACCUAGAUUUAGUCAAGGUGUACCUAGGUUUAGUCUUGUACCUAGAUUUAGUCAAGGUGUACCUAGGUUUAGUCUUGUACCUAGAGGUAGUCAAGGUGUACCUAGGAUUAGUCCCGUACCUAGGUUUAGUCAAGGCAUACCUGGGUUUAGUCCUGUACCUAGCUCUCGUCAAGGAGUACCUACGUUAACUCCUGUACCUAUGUUUUGUCAUGGUAUACCUAGUAUUAGUCCUGUACCUAGGUUUCGUCAAGGUGUACCUAGGUUUAGCCCUGUACUUAGAUUUAGUCAAGGUGUACCUAGGUUUAGUCUUGUACCUAGAGGUACUCAAGGUGUACCUAGGAUUAGUCCCGUACCUAGGUUUAGUCAAUAA
Messenger RNA from Macrobrachium nipponense, 681 nucleotides. RefSeq names its product PGC-1 and ERR-induced regulator in muscle protein 1-like. The transcript has 2 exons. Lineage: Eukaryota; Metazoa; Arthropoda; Malacostraca; Decapoda; Palaemonidae. The record is from RefSeq and is a predicted model, not a curated record. Bases 1 to 681 code for a protein of 226 amino acids.